Cercopithifilaria johnstoni is the source of this 493-nucleotide messenger RNA. The record is from the annotation of a GenBank genome assembly. Lineage: Eukaryota; Metazoa; Nematoda; Chromadorea; Rhabditida; Onchocercidae.
AUCUGUGAAACCCGGACGUCCUUACUUUAAUGAAUUGGUACUUAUUGCAACAUCAUUGUUUAUAAAUUAUUCGUACAAUGGUUUUUUUGCACUUCUGCAACUUCGGAAAACAGCGAUUUUUUCAAAGGGUGUUAGUCUUUCCAGUUUUUCGCAACCAGUUCUCUUGGUUGUCCUUCAUUUUUAUGCCGUUUUGGCUUAUACGGCAUUUGGCGUUUGUUCGAUUUGGAAUAUAGUUAGAUAUGGUUUAUUUGCUGUUUAUGAAGAUCCGGCUCGUAUUCCGACGUACUAUAUGAUUUUCUUGAAGCUUAUUCAACUUUGGGCAGGCAAAAUCCACUUCUUCAGAGCACAUUAUAUUUCUGUAGCUGUGCUAAUGUACACUGCCUUCAUCCAACAGUUUACAUGUAUCGCGCAGUUGGGGUUUUCUUUUAUCGCUGUAAUUGGACUCAAUUGGUUUGUGAAUCAAGGCGAACUGAAAUCAGAAAAAGAGCAUUAA